CUCUGCGUUUACUUUGGUUUUGAUAAAUCUUGUUUGGAUUUAUAUUUCUAAUGGGGCGCAAUUGCCCGCGGACUCGUGAAAUAGUAACAUUAAAUGUAAAUUAGCAAAUAGUGGGGAAAUAGUGUUCUAAAAAUUGUUUUCGUCAAUUGAAGGUUGCUUUUUUGUUAUUUUGUGUGAUUGUGGUGCACUGGAAUUAUAACAUUACGGGCCCCAUAUUGACUAUGAUCGUCCGGCCGCGUGCUUAAAUAGGAGUAUCGGUUUGUGUGUGUUGAUUUUGGUGGAUCUUCUCAAGGCAUCUCGUAUUCACGUAUCUCGAAUAAAUUGUCGUGGUCGCAAUCGUUUGCGCUUUGGAGAAGUAGAGGUGGCAUUGGGGCGCACUCGUACACAACGUGUGCAGACACUCACACUACAACUUUGUGGUCUAACAAGCACAGACAGAUGUAUGAAUACACAGCAAUAACGAACAAGAACGCGUGUAUGUGUUGUUAUUGUUGUUGGCUUAUUUUCUUUUUGCAAAAGACAACGAUUACUAGUAUGAGGCUAAACUAAAUACGAGAAGGCAGCAUAAAAUGAAAGUGGUGCAAAUGGAUUUGAAAAUGAAGUAGUGGAUAUCAGGACUAAAAAAAAAAUUAAUGCGAUUGAUGUAUGCAAAAAGUUACAGCACUGCUGAUAACAGUCUUGACUGAUUUAUACGUAUAGCAAAAACAAGAAAAGUUUCUGACAUUGUUUCUACUGUGUAAAAAACCAAAUAAAACUAAAUAAAAAUUUUGGUAAAAAAAUAAACAAUUUUUGAAACCAGCUGCUACUUAUAAUAAUUUUAAUAAUCACCCAUAAUGGAUUUGAACACAGAUAAUGAAAAAGAGGUACUCUGCGAGAAAAUCAUUAACGACAUACAUGCGGUAUUCCUUAAGGAUCCAGACCUCUCCACAUUCGAAAUAAUACCGACCUCUUUGAACCGCAACAAAUCUCCAGUCAUUCAUGCUGAACAUCAUCUUGGUUUGGAGUCGUGGUGCAUGAAGCAUGUUUAUCACCAUGCGCACAAAACGAUAAUCGGCUACCGGCGCCAGCAUCAGCAGCGCUAUCUGCAGCACAGCGAUGUGCUGUUGAAAUAUCUGAAUGUUGCUCUGCUUAUUAAUCCGGAUGUGACCACAUUCUGGCACAUACGCCGCCAAAUGGUGCAGACGAAUCACUUGGAAAUAAAUUGCGAAUUCAAAUUUUCCGCUUUGAUAUUGUCGAAGAAACCGAAAUCGAGCGAGGGUUUCUCAUACCGACGCUGGCUGUACUCGUUUCAGAGUCACGACGCCAUCGAUUGGCCAAGCGAGUUCGGCAUUUGCGAACGUUGCGCCGAUCGAAGCGCAAAUAACUACCACGCGUGGACACAUCGCAUGUGGGUAUUGCAAAAUGAUCGCGAUCUAAUAUGUUCCGAAUUGAUGAUGACCGAAAAGUUUAUGCGUAAACAUAUCAGCGACUACAGCAGCUACCAUUACCGCCAGACGUUAAUACAACACGCCUAUGAAUUGUGUUACUAUGAAACGGAUGAGAUGGAACAUUUGCAUAAUCUAAAGGAUCUGAUCAGUUACUAUAUGGCUGAUGAUUUGGAAAUACUGAGCACCACAGACGUACUGGAAAUAAUGUUGCCCGGUGUUGAUAAGGCAGCCAUUGGAGAGCCGCGUCUUAGCUCAUUCCUCUAUUGCUGCAAUUUAGCAGCGCACGAUAUACGCCUAUGCGACGACCAAAAGAAUAUGUAUAACGAACGCGAAUCCUUCGAAAAUCAUCGGCGCGCCUCGUUGCGCUUCAUUGUUGAGAAUUGUGUGCGUUUGCUGCUAGGCGAACUGCCCGGUCUCUAUCUGGCGCCACGCACAUAUGCGCAGUUGCAGGAAUUCAAUGCAGCGCUGCAGAAAUUCGAUUACGCCUCGUACACAUUUUUGGCGGCGCUAAAACGGUCGGAGAGUAUGCUGGGUGAGAACCAUCGGAAAUGGUGUAAAAUAUUUUUGGGCUUCAACUAUGCGUGAGGCGGUUCGGAGUGAUGGGCACAAACAGCAGUUAAUAUUGCGGUUGCAGUUAACACAUUUUUGAGUUUUAUGGAGGCGAAACCAUUUUAAA
Anastrepha obliqua is the source of this 2103-nucleotide messenger RNA. It is a transcript of the gene temp, whose product is annotated as protein prenyltransferase alpha subunit repeat-containing protein 1. Lineage: Eukaryota; Metazoa; Arthropoda; Insecta; Diptera; Tephritidae. Gene Ontology annotation, cellular component: cytoplasm. The record is from RefSeq and is a predicted model, not a curated record. Gene Ontology annotation, molecular function: protein prenyltransferase activity. Gene Ontology annotation, biological process: protein prenylation. The coding region runs from base 834 to 2012 and encodes 392 amino acids. The transcript has 4 exons.